AUGGAAGCAUGGAAGUUGGGCAGGUUCAACGUCGUAGUUCCUAUUAUGCUCCCCCUUGAAGAGACUGUGUUCCUCCGCCUGCCACUUCCUUACAAAGUUGGCGAUGCACGCUGUCCGGGCAACUCGGACGAGAAGCUUCGGACCGAGGUUGCAACCUACAUUUGGCUUGAAGAAAACUGCCCUGAAGCUCCUAUUCCCACCCUUCGCGCCUUUGGUUUCCCCGACGGGUCUGCGACUUCUUGGGCGGCCGGUUCCGUCUUGCUACUGUAUGUACCUAGCAGCAAGAGGAACCCUCUGGAGCACGGCUACCUCAUUCUCAGUGAAGCCAAGGGCGAAAUGCUUUCCUUGUCCUGGGAGAAAUACCGUCACGAUAAAUCCUAUCGAGAGAGGUUAUUCCUUGGCCUUGCCAACGUAACCUUGUCAUUAAAUAGAACGCCUCUGUCCCGCAUUGCUUCCCUUACGUUGCGGCCCAACGGCUGUGUUGCGCUUUCAAAUGGACCGCUGGACCUGCACUUUCAGAUGCUGGAGAAUGAGGGCAUCAGCUCUGGAAUCCCGCGACAUAGGACGUAUGCCGCAUUCGAGCCUUAUAUAUCUGACCUGAUUUCCCUCCAAGAUAGCAAGAUGCUACAUCAACCAAACUCAGUCCGCAACUUUGCCGAUGGUAAGAGGCAGCUCGCGGCCCUGGUGACUCUGCGAGCCGUCAUGCCCACCUUCAUCCGCCCACAGUAUCGCGAGGGCCCUUUCCACUUGACCCUCACCGACCUCGACCAGUCAAACAUCUUUGUCGAUGGGCAGUGGAACAUCAAAACGAUAAUCGAACUUGAGUGGGCAUGCGCAAGGCCCAUUGAAAUGCAGAUGCCGCCAUUCUGGCUCACUUCAAGGGCAGUUGACGGGUUCAAAGACGCAGACGAGAUAGCCGAGUACGAUGCCAUUCUCGCAGAGUAUCUCGAAUUCUCUGCAGCCGAAGAGAAGCGACGCAACGGCGUGGCGCUCGAGGCGCCCAUCCAGCGACAUGUGUGGAGAAGUGGCGCCUUUUGGUUUUUUCAUGCGGCGUUGACACCAAAGGGCAUGUUUAACCUGUUCUCGCGGCAUAUCCAUCCUCACUUCAGCAAGGUGCAUCCCCAGAUGAUUAUAUUCAACGAGAUGCUUUUCUGUUACUGGGGCUUGCAGGCCGAGAAGACGAUAGGUUUGAAAGUCAGGCAAAAAGAUGAGUACGUCGAAAAAGUCAGGCAGGUUUUUGGGCAGCCCGUGGAGCAGCGAGCCACGUGGGGAGGGGAGGAUAGAUUGGCCGAGCCCCGAGCCCCGGGCUACAGCAGACGCUGGGUAGAUUUCUUUCUUAUUGUGCAGAGCUAUUACUGGCGUGGUGCGGACCAAAAGUUGCACUCUAGCAGGAUGUACAUGUAUAUCACGACAAAAACCAUGAUCUUGGGUAAUGACUUGCUUGGAUGCUCCAUCUUGUGCUUGUAA
This is a messenger RNA of Ustilaginoidea virens, 1467 nucleotides long. RefSeq lists its product as uncharacterized. The transcript has 2 exons. Lineage: Eukaryota; Fungi; Ascomycota; Sordariomycetes; Hypocreales; Clavicipitaceae. The record is from RefSeq and is a predicted model, not a curated record. The coding region runs from base 1 to 1467 and encodes 488 amino acids.